CGUGUUUGUGUUCCGCCUCUAAUAAUAUCUGCUCUGGCUCUGAGCCUGCAGUGCGACGUGAAGUCAGGUGUUGGUUAUGAUGCAGUGACACUUGACGAUCGGUCUAUUGUGGGUUCUUCAUCAAAUGGUGUUGGGAUCGUGACAUCCGACGCUGAGCUGCCUGUGACCAUGGUAACGAGGCAAGUGGUGUUACUGUUGGCGCUGACGUCGUUGGCCACAGCAGGUGCGCGGUCCACUAGGAGCAGAGACAUUCAACUUGGUGGUGGGGCUGAUUUCACAGAGAAGGUAGCCGUGGGUGACAAGUUACGACUGCGUUGUGACUCUGUCGCAAACGUCAGCUGGUACAAGGAUGGCACUGUCUUACGAUCCAGGCUUCCCCAGGUCAAGAUUACCAGACAGGCGGUGAAGUUCAGGGCAUUGCAAUUCGCUGAUGCUGGCAGAUACGGCUGCUGUGUGAGAAUGGAGAAUGGCACUGAACAGUGUCGUAAUGUCACUCUGAUGAUACAUGAUGCCAUUGAGCACGCAAACUCUCUCCAAGAUGUGGCAGCAGCGCACCUUCCUGAAGUGAUUGAGCGGCGUGAAGAUCUGACCACGGGUGGUGAGAGCUACAAUUACGAACUUCAUCCUGGGAAGAGACUGGAUGAUGCAGAUGUGAUGCUCAGAGCAAACCUGACGUCCAUGUCACUUGUACAUGAACUGGAAGACACUGUGGUCGGUGAGAAUAACCAUGCAGUAGGAGUACAUAAUAAGACAUUGCCUCAAAUGGCGCCGCAUUUCAUGGAAACAAACGGCAUGAACCGUGCAGUGACGAAACCUGCUGGAAGCAUGGUGCGUCUCAACUGUCUUGCAGAAGGAAACCCAGAGCCGAACAUUACUUGGACCAAGGACGGAAAUAUUCUAAGUAAUCUCUAUUAUGGUCAGUGGUCAAUGAAAAUGGAAGAGACAGCUGUGCGGGACUCUGGAAAUUACACAUGCAUUGUCUGUAACUUGGUUGGCUGCAUAAACUUCACAUUCAAAGUCAACAUUAUCGAUCCUCACGAUCAGAAACCAAAGCUGACUGAAGUCCUACAAAACUCAACUGUCAUGGUCGGACAGAAUGCAUCAUUUCAUUGUGAAGUUCUAUCUGGGCAUCCACAAAUUACAUGGUUUCAGGGGUAUUUCACCUCCUACAAGAAUGAAAAGUCCAGAAUAUAUACCAACACUCCAGAAGUUCUAGUUAUCAGAAAUGUGACGUUUGGAGAUAAGGGUUGGUACACCUGUGUUGCUGAGAACAGCUUUGGAGAGACAUUUGGCAAUGCAUAUCUUCAUGUUGUUAGCAUUUCAGAAAAUCCCACUUCGUUAUCCCAGAUGAGUGACCAAGAGGACUCCCAUGACACUGAGACUAACCGAGUAGCAGGGGAGUACAAUGAGACUGUUCCACAGAUGCCUCCUCGCUUCACUAAGCCUGGCAACAUGAAUCGUGUGGUAGCAAAACCUGCUGGGAACAUGCUGCGUUUGAAAUGUCCUGCAGAAGGCAACCCAGAACCCAAUAUCACCUGGACGAAGGAUGGGUCUGCUCCUGAUCGUAAUUUGGGCAGCAUCCGCAGUGGUCGCUGGUCUCUCAUACUAGAAGACUUGGUGGUGUCAGACUCCGGAAAUUACACGUGCAUAGUGUGCAACUUGUGCGGCUGCAUAAACUUCACUUUCAAAGUGGAUAUCAUUGAACGAUAUCCUCACAAGCCAUAUGUGAAGGACGAUUAUCCGCGCAAUGUUACGACAUUGGUGAACACAACAGUGAAGUUUGAGUGUCCCACAUACUCUGACCUUGAGCCUCACAUACAGUGGAUAAAGAUGCCCCACAUGUUCGAGGAAGGAAUAGACUCUGUGGAUGACAAUUACACUAUCCCUAUUCAGUCCAGUAUUCCAACAGAAACUGCUGAAGUACUGGAGCUUAGCAACGUAUCGUAUGAUGAUGAGGGGUGGUACACCUGCAUCGCAGGAAACAGCCUUGGAAUGACAUACGCCAGCGCAUAUCUACAUGUUGUUGAUAGUUUGGAAGUCGAGCUCACACAGACGCCGAAACUCCAGCCCACUCUGGUGAAUAUCGUAGCAGUAGUCCUCUGCACACUCUUCCUGGCGGGAGUGGUGAUCAUGAUUGCCAUAUUCCACAGGCUGAAGAUCAAAAGAGAGAAAAUGAAGAAGCUCCUUGCAAUCGAGACGGCACGAGCAGCAGUGGUCACCCAAUGGACAAAGAAAGUGAUUGUAGAGAAACAGAACCUUGCCAGUGCCCAGAACACACAAGAACCUCUCCUGAUGCCAAUAGUGAAAAUUGAAAAACAGAAGUCACACAGCCAGAUGGGAACUACAUCUUCAGGCUCAGACCUCAUGAUCUCAGAGUAUGAGCUUCCACUUGACACCGAGUGGGAAAUACGACGCGACAUGCUCACUUUGGGCAAGUCUCUAGGCGAAGGAGCUUUUGGAAGAGUGGUGAAGGCGGAGGGGCAGAACAUAGUAAAACAAGGAGUCGGCACAAUUGUUGCAGUUAAGAUGCUUAAAGAGGGCCACACAGAUACGGAAAUGAUGGACUUGGUGUCCGAGAUGGAGAUGAUGAAGAUGAUAGGCAAGCACAUCAACAUAAUCAACCUGUUGGGUUGCUGCACGCAGGACGGACCACUGUAUGUUGUGGUGGAGUAUGCCCCGCACGGAAACCUGAGGGACUUCCUACGACAGCAUAGACCCUCAUCUGGUUAUGAGCCUGCCAUUGGCACGGACCUCAAAGAGAAGAAGACGCUCACCCAGAAAGAUCUUGUCUCUUUUGCCUACCAAGUUGCCCGCGGUAUGGAGUACCUCGCCUCCCGGAGAUGUAUCCACCGUGAUCUGGCUGCUCGCAAUGUCCUGGUGAGUGAUGAUUAUGUUCUGAAGAUUGCUGAUUUUGGUCUAGCAAGAGAUAUCCACUGUCAUGAUUAUUACCGCAAAACCACUGAUGGCCGACUGCCUGUGAAAUGGAUGGCCCCUGAGGCUCUAUUUCACCGUGUGUACACAACACAGUCAGACGUGUGGUCAUAUGGCAUCCUGUUAUGGGAGAUCAUGACACUGGGAGGCACCCCAUAUCCAUCGGUACCGAGUGUCGAGAAAUUGUUUCAGUUGCUUCGCAGUGGACACCGAAUGGAGAAACCACCCUGCUGUUCUCUUGAAAUUUACAUGUUGAUGCGUGAUUGCUGGAGUUACCAACCAAAUGAGAGGCCGAUGUUCGGGGAACUCGUUGAAGACUUGGAUCGCAUUCUCACCAUCACUGCCAAUGAGGAGUAUUUAGACCUCGGACUGCCUCAGCUUGACACGCCUCCUUCCAGUCAGGAAUCCAGUGAAGAUGAGGAAAUAUUUCCGUACCUCUUGUAGCAGGACAGGAGACAAGGAUGGGACUUUUGGUGAGGUUUCUGCCACAUCAGACUCUUGAUGCAAGAAAGUCCAUGACCUCCACCUAUAAUUACACUUGAUAUUGGGAACUGGAUAUAUGUGUGUGUACAUGAUGACGUUACUUUGGUUACUCUCUUUUGACAUCUUGACACACAUUUGUUAGUCGAGUUUGUGUUUGUGCACUGAAGAUGAAUCAUUCUCACUGUGGCUCAAAGAAACUUCUUUUAAGUGUUUGACAUUGGUCAGUACAUGUAACUAGUCAUUUAAGAGACAUGAGGUGUGUUCUGAGUGAACUCAACUGUGCUUGAAUCACAAUGGAAAGUGCCUCGGGAAAUAUUUAUGCCUAUAUUUUUUUAAAGAGUACAAAGUGUUGUAAGUUAUGGAUUCUGUUUUUCUUCUCGUAUUUAUGCCUUACAGUCAAAAUGUGAGCUUCGUAAGUUGUAUUAUGCCUUUUUUAUAUAUUAAAACUAAUGUAAGGUAAGGUGUGUGCUGAUUUGAAAGCAGUAAUUGUGCAUGACAUGGAUCAUAUAGCUUGAAAUGGAUGUAAAUGUUACCAGGUUAUCCCAUAACAUAAUUAAUUGUAACUAAUGUCAAAGUAUUUAACUUUAAUUUUUGUAGAGAUAUUCAAGGAAAUGAGGGCUGAUUACCCUCAACUUUGUUCAAGAACAAUAUUGUGCCGGUGGUACUGUACAUUUUCUAGAGUCCUGAAGGUAAUAUUAUGAUUAUACAAAUUUAUGGUAAUGUGUAUGGAAACAAAUGCUCCAUUGAGGAGCUGUGCACAAGAUUGAGAGGGUAAACUGUGCACUGUUAUUAGAACAUUAAACUACAGUUGUUACUGCAUUAUGAACAGGACUACAUGAGGGAACAUUAUUAAAUAUAAAUAUAAACAUUUUUUCAAUUUCAUCAUUGCAAAUUCAUUUGGACAUCAGAAGUUUAUAAUUCCAAAUUAAUUUUACUGUAAACCCAGUGUGCAUUGCUCACUGUAACAUAAUCUAGGCACAAUAAGUUGAAGCAUUUCAAAACAGAUAGUUUUAACCUGUUUUAAUCGUAUACAGUCAGUUGUUAUAUAGCAGAGUUCAGAGUACUUCUCAAUUAGGGUUUUUACCCACACAAACGUUUAUUAGUCCUUAUGUUUUGAUAUUGUAUCAUAUUGUGAACUUGCUUUGCUGUAAUUUGAGCAGUCCCCAAUGUUGAUAGUUUUGAAUUAUUAAAAAUCAACAUUAAAUUGUUCAUUGACAUUAACCAUUCUUUUUGUUAACAAUUUUAGAAAUUCCGGUGCUAUCAAAAUCACCAUAUAAUGGUGUAUAAUCAUGUGGUGUAUUUCAUUUGUGUGGAAUACAAAAUUUAUUUACCCAUGGUUUGUUUAAUGAUGCUGUCAUGUGUCUCAGUAUAUAUUGUAAAAUUGUAGGAUUAUUAAUCAACAAUGUAUUGGAAAGUAUAUUUAAAGAAGUUAUGAUGGCCUGAUUUAAGGUACUAUCACAGCAUUUGCCUGGAGGGACUAAGGAUAUUCAUGAAAAACCUCAGUUUGUUUAGCCGGUCUUCAGGCUGAGACUUCAACUUCGGAAUUCCUGACUAUGAAGUAGGAGUGCUAAUAAUACAAAAGACUGGCUCAUCCCAUUUAUGCUGUCAUUUUGUUAAUUAUUUUCCAUUUGCCAAAACCUUUCUUUGAUAAAUUUAGAGUUUUCUGUUUCAAAAGGUGUAGAAUUAGUUCCUGGUGUUAACAACAACAUAUAGAAUUCUAUAACUAUUUUUAACAAUUUUACCUUACUCCGUGCCUUAUAUAUAGAAUUAAAAACAAUAUAAAAUCAAUAACAUUCUAUAAAGUAUGAUACAUGAUUCCAAUAUUACUACAUGGGACUAUUUCAGACAGUAUUAAACUGCUACAAUGUAAGGUUCAGAAUUUUGGAAGUUCAUUUCUCCGCAUAAAAUUAAUUUUGUUGCUAUCUUGAAAUGUUUAUUCUACUCUAAGUAUGAACUUUGUACUGUUACCAAGUUGAAUAACCUGUGUAUGUCAUCCAAUGAACUGUACUGAAAUGUAGCUGUUGUAAAAUGUUGCAUUGUGUUGUGACUGCACUGAAUUGUUUGUAGAUUAUUUUUGGUUAUACACCUCUUAUCUAAAUCCUGUAAUUUGGUACUGUAAUUGAUCUCUAGGCUGCAGGUUUGUGUGAUGAAACAACAGAGGAUUAAGUCUAACAUUAUUUGUUAUAUAUUUGUAUCUGUGCAUUAUAACAGAUUUCUAAGAUUGCUCAGCAUUUGUCAUUAUCUGAGUACUUUCUUGAUAUGAUUUAUGUUUCAAUUAAAUACAUCUUUGUAUUUUUUUUUAAAUUUAACACAGAACAUUACUGGUUAAGAAAGAGGUAGCUUUUGAAACUGCAGCUUACAAUUGUAAUUCAUAAUAUUUUGGAAAAGAAACAUUUAAGGUUAUUAAAUUAAUGCAGAUCAGUGUGAGUAUGACUGAUAUGUAAAUAGGAUAAAUAUAGAUUUAAAAAAAACUUUUAUAAAGAACUCUUCAGUUUCAUUCUCCAGUUAGUAUUAAUUCUUGAUAUGUUUCAGACAGUCAUGUUUCAUAUGAACCCUAUUUUUAAAUAAAUAAAUGUAAAUAAAAAACCUAGGACCACCUAUGACACGGUCAAAUGUAAAGUGAAGCUAUUGUAAUUGAACCAAAUUGGUCACAAACCUCACCAACUGCAGUGGAGCAAAUUCCAGAAACAACCAAUUAAUAAUGUAUUUAUCUGACUCAUGGAAGAAUAACAAUUCCAUAACACAGUAAUGAAUAAGUUA
Molecule: messenger RNA, 6174 nt
Organism: Zootermopsis nevadensis
Lineage: Eukaryota; Metazoa; Arthropoda; Insecta; Blattodea; Termopsidae
Product: fibroblast growth factor receptor homolog 1
Biological process (GO): protein phosphorylation; multicellular organism development; positive regulation of kinase activity
Cellular component (GO): signaling receptor complex; plasma membrane
Molecular function (GO): ATP binding; transmembrane receptor protein tyrosine kinase activity
Source: RefSeq, a predicted model, not a curated record